AGCUGCCGAGGGAAAACAGUAACUUUUUGUCGCUUGGCUCCGUGUGCGCCCCCUUAAAUGUCGCUUGGUAUCGCCAUGGACGCGGGGUGCGUCACCCAGUGACGUCGACAAACGGGCGCAUGCAAAACAGUUACGCCUUGCGGUACAAGUGUUGUGUGUGUGUAUGGCUUUCUUUGUGUUUGUGUGUAGUGGCGGAGUUGCAUUGAAAAACGCUUUUCAAGAGUCAACACAAUAGCCGAAAAAAAACAACGGCUAAGAACUAUAGGCCUUGACCUGAAGCAAGGCAAGCGGAAGGAAGCAGCCGCAUCAUGAGGCACCACCAAUUAACAGCGGAGCCAACAAAAGAGUGAAAGCCAACAAAGUACGGCGGAACCAGAGAGGGAACCAGAGAGGUGCUGCUCUGUACUGCUCUGUGCUGCGGUGUGGCCUACUUUUACGCACCUGCCCUGGAGCCCUGGAGCAUGGGUUCAUGUCUUGGCAGCUGCGUCACAGCCGCCGCUGCCACCACCAGCUCCAGCACAUCCACAGCAUCGUCUUCCUCCUCCACGGCCUCGUCGUCCUCCUGUGCGACGGCUGCGGCAGCUGCCAACAGCUGGCUUUGGCGUCGCCGCAGGCCCAGGGCUAGGGUCGCCACCGACCAGGAGGCCGAGCAGGAGCCUGAAACAGAGCUCAUAUCGAGUGGAGGGGGAAGCCAGCAGCGACGCGGCCUUGUCUAUCGUAUUCUGAAGUUCAAGAGGAAGCAGCAGUGCCCCCAGUUCCUGGACAAAUACUGGGAGCAACAGCCGAGCUAUGCGAAGCUACAGAAUGACAGUGCGAUAUCCGAUAUACAGCUGCAGAAUCUGGACGUUUUCAAGCUGCUCAACGCGCAAGCAACGCCCAGCAAGGAGACCGAGAUGCUUGGAAGCUAUCAGCGGAUGGCCAGCUCAAGGGCCAGCUCCUCGCUAGAUCUGGAGUGGGAGCACGAGUACUCGCAGCUGCGGAACUACCAGCAGGAGCAGAAGGAGCAAAAGGAGCAGCCUGCGGCAGAGAACACCCCACCGAUGGCAGCAAAGCAGCCGCGUUACGCUUCCCUGGACCAACUUGCGACGGCCGCCUCGAUGGCUGCCGCCAGCCAUGGACGCUAUGGCGCAGCUGCUCGACAUCCCCGUUUGGGGAACCAUCAUCGGCAUGGCGGCUCCUUCACGCGCACCUCCUGCUGUUCCUCCACACAGAACUCGUGGUCGCACAUCUCAACGCCGGAGUCCCUCGAGUGGGAUGUCGACGAGGAGCGGGAACAGCAGCUGCAGCUGCGCCAAGAAGACGACAAUCUGGACGAUGAGACGCUCAAAUUGCUGCACCAAAUCGAGCAACUGAAGCAUCAUGUGCUCCAGGAAACGGGAGAUGGCCUGAGCAUGGGAGCUGCUGUGGCCGUUGGGGAGGUAACGGAGGGUCUACAGUUUAGGGCCUCGCAUUUUGGAGGCGGCUCCGAGCUGGAGGCAUCCAUAAGUUGAUUCAGAGAGAGCAGAUGAUGUAUAUAAGGGUAUUCUAAGAGAUGUAAAAAGGGGUGUACAAGACCAGAUGAAGGAGGAUCCUUUGAAGAGUGUAGUAUAUUGUAAUAGAAUAAUUGAUUUGGAGCAGAGAAAACGAUCGUUAACAUUAGAUUCCAUAUAGCACAGUACAGUGCACGCUCGUUAAAUUAAAUUUAGGUUUUAAAAAUACUUAGAAGAAGGAAUAUAUCGGUUUAGGCGAUCCAAAACUAACACUCGAUACGUUUAGAAGUCGAAUCAUUUGAAGGAUUGCUGAUCAUUUUUUUUAGAUAGAUCAAUCAAUUUCUCUUUGUAAUCGAUUUUAUUUCAAUGCAAAUAUAUGUGAGAGUAUAUUGAAAUUUUGGUUAAGUAUUUGAAGAUUAUUUUCCCAGAAAUAUGCCAUUUUUCUUGACUUUAUCGAGCGUGUACUGUAUCUGCUGAUCCCACAGCAAUUAAGUGCCUAGCCUAAGCAGAUCCAAUGGAAAUAAACUCCCUCAAGAAACCAAAACCAAAACCAGUCCCAAACAUGAACAUUAAAGCCUUCUUCAAGCAUAUCGCAACCGCAAAAUUAGCAGCACCGAGAGAACUCAAUUUUCCUAUAUAGACCAUAGAGUAAUACGUUUAUAUUCUCGCUUUUAAAACUGUUAUAUUUUGCAGAGAGAAACCAACAAAUGGCCUAUUAUAUUUUUAAAGUUUAUUAAUGAAAACGAACAAAAUACAAAAAUUACGUCCUUAGAGAGAGAGAGAGGGAGUAUAGAGAGUUAUGGAAGAAAGACAGUUAUGGGAGCAACAGAUAGUAUGUUUAGUAAUAAUGUUUUUUGUGUGGCGGUACAAGUGUGACCUUUCAAAAUCUCAUUUAUUUAUUUAUAAACUAAAUAUUAAAGAAACAUUUGUAGAAAAUA
Molecule: messenger RNA, 2407 nt
Organism: Drosophila pseudoobscura
Lineage: Eukaryota; Metazoa; Arthropoda; Insecta; Diptera; Drosophilidae
Exons: 3
Coding region: 462-1490 (342 amino acids)
Source: RefSeq, a predicted model, not a curated record